AUGGCCGAGGACACCGCUACCGUCGAUUACACACUCGCGAACCCCGAUACCUUGACCAAGUACAAGACGGCCGCUACAAUCGCCGAGAAGGUCCUCAAAGAAGUCUCAGGAUGGAUCAAAGCGGACGCCAACAUCAUCGAGCUAUGCGAUCGCGGCGACAAGCUGCUAGAGGAAGAGACGGCUAAGGUGUACAAGGGCAAGAAGAUCUCUAAGGGCAUUGGGCACUGCACCACCAUCUCCCCGAGCUCCUACAUCACCCCGUACACGCCUCUGAAGUCUGACGUCGAAGAAGCCGCAACUACCCUGAAGGAGGGUGAGGUCGUCAAGAUCCAGCUCGGUGCUCAGAUCGAUGGCUUCCCCGCCAUUGUUUGUGACUCUGUCCUGGUCGGUGGUUCUGACGAGGUCAGCGGCCGUGAAGCAGACCUCUUCCUGGCCACCCACUACGCGAACGAACUGCUCUUGAGGCUUAUGGUCCCUCCCAGCGUUGCCCCCACUACUGGUACUGAGGAAGAGCAGAAAAAGGCGGCUGCACGGAAGCCCUACACUCAGUCCCAGAUCACCCAACUGCUCGAGAAGGUCACCUCUGCUUACGAUACCAACCUCGUCGAAAGCACCACUAUCUGGCUGUUCGAGCACAACGAGAUCGAAGCUAAGAAAAAGAUCAUCUUGGCACCUGGCGAAGGCGUCAAAGGGGAAGGUCUUCCGGAAGUGGGUGAGGUAUGGGGUGUAGAAAUGGGUGUCAGCUUGGGCUCUGGCAAGGUCAAGACCGUUGAUAACAAGCGUACAACUCUUCACCGCCGUACCGAUCAGCGAUAUGCCCUGAAGCGUCCGACCUCUAGAGCGCUGUUGUCCGAGGUCACGAAGAAGUUCGGCACGUUCCCUUUCAGCUUGAGGCAGCUUGAAGAUGAGAAGGCUGCCAAGGUCGGAGUCAUCGAGUGCGUGCGUGGUGGUGUACUUCGCCAGUACGAGGUUGUUGCCGACAAGAACAACGAGCCCGUUGCUAGACUGUUCUCCACUAUCGCUGUCACCAAGAACGGCAUCACACGUCUUGCCCAGCCGCCCGCAGUUGACGUGUCUAAGUACAAGACCGACAAGAAGAUCACCGACGAGGAAAUCCUCAAGAUCCUCGAGCAGCCCAUCGGCAAGACUUCAUCCAACAAGAACCGAAAGAAGAAGAAGAAGCCCGCCAAGAAGGCCGCCGCUGCUGAUGGUGCUGAGGAGGAGGAGAGCGACGAAGAGUAA
This is a messenger RNA of Didymosphaeria variabile, 1242 nucleotides long. RefSeq lists its product as uncharacterized. The coding region runs from base 1 to 1242 and encodes 413 amino acids. NCBI's taxonomy places the organism in Eukaryota, Fungi, Ascomycota, Dothideomycetes, Pleosporales, Didymosphaeriaceae. The transcript is spliced from 5 exons. The record is from RefSeq and is a predicted model, not a curated record.